Molecule: messenger RNA, 705 nt
Organism: Penicillium canescens
Lineage: Eukaryota; Fungi; Ascomycota; Eurotiomycetes; Eurotiales; Aspergillaceae
Exons: 1
Coding region: 1-705 (234 amino acids)
Source: RefSeq, a predicted model, not a curated record
AUGCGCUAUUGGGUAAAUCAUACUGAGCCUGUUGCCCUCCCUGAUGGUCAUCGCCCCGAAUCCGAGCCCCCUACCUACCCUGUGUCGGAAGCUGGUGCCCAAGCCCAGCGAGAAGACUCACCGUCAGUCUGCGAUGCGGCGUGGAAGUUGUUGAUUCUGGCGUAUGAAUCUCUCGAGCGCACCGAUGACACUAGCAAACAGGCCGCAGCGGUGUUUUGCUUCGUGGGAUGGUUGUUUGCGGAUGCGAUUCUCGAGCAGCGAAAUCAAGGAAAUCUCGACCCCGUGUUCAGUAACGAUAUUAUGGCUUUGCUUUCCCAGGUGCGGCGGAUUGCGAAGCAGAGACUGCGUAGGCAAGUGAGCGCGGCUUCAAAGGAGUUCAGAACGUACCUAGAUGAGAUCGGGUUUUCUGUGGGUGACUCGGAAGACGCGUGGAUCGGGCUCAAGGCGUUAGAUGCGUGGUUCGAGAAGCGAGGCGAAAGUGGCCCGAUGGGCAUUGAGAGGGUGAUGUUGGACGCAAGCGAAAGGAGCACUAUAGUGCAUACCAUUAUGAAUUUCGACAGGGAAUGGCAGACGAACGGAACAACCUUGGGUAUGAGCUUCGACUCCGUAGGAGGAACAAGAAAGACAACAACCUUCGAUGGCAAUGGGAGGCAAAUCAAUUAUGUCUGCACCGGCUCUGGACAACAAUACAUAGUGGAGAACUAG